AUGUUUUCUCUACUUCUCUCGCUGUUUCUGUCACUGUCCUUCUCACCACUUGCCUGUGAGGCAUGCAAUCCAGUGGACAGAGAAUCAUUACUGGGAUUCAAGCGUGGGAUCACAGCCGACCCCUCACGACUGUUACAAUCAUGGAUACCUUCAUCUGAUUGCUGUACGUCAUGGAAAGGGGUCGCUUGCAAUGCCAGGGGGAGGGUGGUCAACGUCACGCAUCCGGGCCUCGUUUCGGACGGUGACGACUUACUGGAUACAUUCAUGAAUGGCACUUUGUCUCCCUCCCUUGGGAACCUGUCUUUUCUUCGAGUACUUGAUCUUGGCAAUCUGAAGAACUUGAAUGGACCGAUACCGUCGGAGUUCGGCAAGUUAAGGCGUCUUACUCUUCUUUUUCUUGAUUCGAACCAGCUUACGGGGUCGAUACCAGUGACAUUCAAGAGCUUACCAAGACUGGAAAAGAUUUAUCUCAGCAACAAUCGUUUCUCUGGUAUUACACCUCUCUCUGUUAUUGGAUCCUUAACAAAACUCACCGAACUUGGUCUUUCAGGAAACCAAUUGAGUGGAUCAAUUCCGGCUACAAUAGGGAAGUUGGUUUUGCUCACAAAACUUGAUCUUCAUGCUAACAAUAUUUCUGGUAAUUUGCCUACGACUAUAGGCAAUCUUAAGAGCCUCAAAUAUCUUGACUUAUCCGAAAACCAUAUAACAGGCAGCAUUCCUAAAUCCAUAGGAGGACUUCAAGCAUUAGUACUCCUAUAUCUGAAUCAAAACCAGAUUACAGGAAGCAUCCCUUCGUCGUUUUCCGGGCUCAUCGCUCUUCAGUUUUGCCGCAUAUCAGAAAACAGGUUGACAGGAACUAUACCAUCAUCCAUUGGUGGGCUCCCAAAGAUUCAGAGGCUAAUCCUUGAGAACAACAGGCUUACAGGGAAACUACCAGCUUCGAUUGGCAAUCUUGUCACUCUUACUGAAAUAUACUUAUCGAACAACCAUUUAACCGACAAGAUUCCGUCGAGUUUUGGCAAUUUAAGAAACCUUCAAACGCUAGAUUUGUCAAGAAACAAACUCUGUGGUGAACUUCCAAUUCAGCUGAUCAAGUUGCAGAACUUGCAGACGCUGGAUCUGUCGUUUAAUCCUCUAGGAAUCGAUAGCAUACCGAAAUGGUUUGCUAAAUUGAAACUUUUUCGGCUUGUAUUAGCGAAAACCGGGAUUAAAGGGACUCUUCCGAGAUGGUUAUCUUCUACAUUGAUUUCCACUCUAGAUUUAUCAAGCAAUGCUUUGACAGGGAAACUACAGCCAUGGAUUGGGAACAUGAGCUACCUUUCUUUUCUCAAUUUAUCGAACAAUGGUCUUCACUCAUCACUCCCUGCCGAAUUAAAGAAUCUUAGGCGCCUAAUGGAUCUUGAUCUUCAUUCAAACAAGCUGUCUGGUAACCUGGAUACAAUUUUCUCCAAAGAAACAGAUGAUCCUAUAGGUCAUUUUAAUUCUAUUGAUCUAUCCCACAAUUUGUUCAUUGGUCCUAUUAAUGAUUCCGCCCUACAGAGCCCUGCAAUGGAUUCUGUAACAUCACUUGUUCUGUCACAUAAUCAACUUAAUGGAUCAAUACCAAAAUCCUUGGGGAAAUUGAGUCAGCUGCAAAUCUUGAAGCUAGUAAAUAAUGGACUUUCAGGGAAGAUACCGGUGGAGCUCGGUGAUGCUGCGGAAUUGACCACAAUUUUUCUCUCUAGGAACAUGCUCAUCGGUUCUAUCCCAGUGAAGGUGAUCAAUUUGAAUGAGCUCAGGGAAUUCAAUGUAUCGUAUAACCGAUUAAGAGGCGACAUUCCUCCCCAUAAAGCCAUAAUCGCUGCAUCUGCAUUUAGAGGUAAUCCAGGCUUGUGUGGUACUCCUCUUCCACCUUGUAGACAUUCAUAG
Messenger RNA from Hibiscus syriacus, 1908 nucleotides. Its product is annotated as probable leucine-rich repeat receptor-like protein kinase At1g35710. Gene Ontology annotation, molecular function: protein binding. The transcript has a single exon. Bases 1 to 1908 code for a protein of 635 amino acids. The record is from RefSeq and is a predicted model, not a curated record. Lineage: Eukaryota; Viridiplantae; Streptophyta; Magnoliopsida; Malvales; Malvaceae.